Molecule: messenger RNA, 1395 nt
Organism: Strongylocentrotus purpuratus (purple sea urchin)
Lineage: Eukaryota; Metazoa; Echinodermata; Echinoidea; Camarodonta; Strongylocentrotidae
Product: collagen alpha-1(X) chain
Exons: 6
Coding region: 102-1286 (394 amino acids)
Molecular function (GO): protein binding
Source: RefSeq, a predicted model, not a curated record
AAUUGUUUUCGUAGACGUAUAGCAAGACAUUGUUUUACCAAGCAGAAGCUCUUUGAUUGCUGGUCGCUGAGUCAGCUAUCAGCUCGAAAAGAGGUUUAACCAUGGGAACUUCAAAGGAGUUUCGACUGCUAGCAGCUUUCUUGAUUUUGGCAUCGCAGCAUAUCAUAGCCGAACAAGAUGUGCCAUCGGUUUCUUCUCCGAACUAUAACGAACAGCCCGAAUCCGAACGCCCGGUCAUUAAACCCGAAGUCAACCCGAUCCCCGACGUUAACACGACCACCGGAAGCAACCCGAUCCCCGAGGUAAAUCCGAACCCGAGCAUCGUCAAUCCGUCGGUUCCCGAAGUGCAACCAGUUCCCGACAAUGUCACUCCGGACGCCCAACCGGAUCCUCAGCAGGUCUACAGGGACUAUCUGCAGAACUAUCUCCGUGACAACUGCCAGAAAGCCUCGGAGCCGACGCAUAUUCCGGGACCGCCGGGCCCGCCAGGGUAUCCGGGCCCGACAGGUGUCAGUGGUCCCGCGGGAAUGCCCGGUAGUUACGGGAACAACGGGAUUAAUGGACUCAGUGGGCGCGAUGGGUUACCCGGUGAAAGGGGAGCCAAGGGCGAGCAAGGAUAUCCUGGUCUUUCCGGUACCCCGGGGAUGCCCGGGCUGCGGGGAGACGAGGGCCCUCGAGGGCCCCAAGGAAGUGACGGGAGCAAUGGCAGGGCCGGAGCGGUAGGAAAAAAUGGCACACCAGGCAGAAUUGGGCCCCAAGGAGAUCAAGGCUUCCCUGGGGUUGAAGGUCAGAAAGGGUCCCGUGGAUACAAAGGUGACGACGGAGAACCAGGUGUUGAUGGGGUUUGCAACUGCGACCCUCAACCGCAGCAACGGAACACACCCGCGUCGGGAACGUCGGCAUUCUCCGUCGCUCGGACGUCGGGUCUGACCGCGACAGACGGGCCGGUAACCGUCACAUUCCAGCAUGUCUUCGUCAACGUCCAUGAUGAUUUUGAUAUCAACACCGGGAAAUUCAACUGUUCCUUACCAGGUCUCUACUUCUUCACUAUUAACGUCUACAAGUCAUCGACAACAAACUUCCCUCUGGUACAAAUACUGCUUAAUGGUGAUCACCAGGCAGCGGUGAUUGACUACGGAAGCACCGACACGGAGGACUCGGCGACGAACAGCAUCAUCCUCAGUCUCAACUACGGAGACGAGGUUUGGCUUCAGCUCUACGAUGGACGCGAGCUGUACAGCAGCCACUACAGAUUCACCACGUUCUCGGGAUUCAGAAUCGGUUAAAAGUGUGUCAUCUUAGCAAGCAAUCUGUUUAUAUUAAUGCUGCCUAAAGGGCCACUUUAACCAAAACGGGCUAAAAAAAAAAUGGAAAAAAGGACAUGUAGAAUAAUUU